Lymnaea stagnalis (great pond snail) is the source of this 676-nucleotide messenger RNA. The record is from the annotation of a GenBank genome assembly. NCBI's taxonomy places the organism in Eukaryota, Metazoa, Mollusca, Gastropoda, Lymnaeidae.
AUGGUGCAAGUUUUUCUUCCUAUUCCAGAUUGUGAUCAUGGUUUCUAUGGAAGUGAUUGCACGUCAAACUGUUCACCAAAUUGUUCUCACACUGGUUUUAUCUGCAACUUCACUGAGGGGCAUUGUUUGAUUUGUGAGCCUGGUUUCUAUGGCUUCAAUUGUACCACGCUUUGUUCAGCAAACUGUAAAGAUUCAGUCUGUGAUAUCAAAAAUGGUAUUUGUAUAAGUUGUAAGGCUGGCUUCCAAGGUGAUAAGUGUGAUGAAGGUUAGUAAACCGAUGCAUACAAUCAAUCCACACAACUAGUGUUAAGCUUCAUUGCAAAGAGAAAUAAGAAAAAAAGUAAAACAUUUCUUCAAUACCGUAAUUCAUUAACAUGGCUUAUAUUUUUUUAUAGCUUUAAUUUUUUUUAACCUCUUGUUUAAAUCUAUUUGAAAUCAUGGAUGGACACGAAUGUUUGUUUUAAAGAUAGAUAUGUUAAGUGAUUGUGAAAUUUAUUUUAUAUUCAUAGCAUGCAGUAGCUCCACCUAUGGUGAAAGUUGCAAAGCCACUUGUAGUUCUAACUGUAACACAAAUUCAAAGGCAGUUCGACUCUGUGACAUUGAAAAUGGCCGUUGUUUUAAUGGAUGUCGAAGUGGAUUUCAGGGACUUGAUUGUACUACAUGUGAGUUGAUUUAA